UCAUUUUUUGGUGUUUGUGAGAACAACGGUGAUUUCAGGACGACCUCUCAUCCAUACAAGGUUAAUUUUCAAAUGCAUACCAGUGUUAGGCUUAUGGCUAACACCCCCAUCACAGGAAAACCUUUUACCUUCAUGCCUCUAUCUGAUGUUGUCUUCAAGGAUCCUGACACAUCCUUCCUCAUAGAUGUCAUAGGUAUCUUGACUGGCUCCUCUGGUGAGCAGGAGUUUGAGAAGCAUGGUAAAGUGCAAAAGAGGAUCACACUAGAAAUUGAACAGGAAGGAGUUCGUGUCGAGGCAGCUUUUUUUGGAAAAUAUGUGGAUGAAAUUGUUGGGCAAUUGGCUUCUGGGGAUAUGACGAACGCUGUAGUUGUUGUCCAAUUUGCGAAGAUAAAACCUUUUAAAUGUUUUUUUUUUGUUUUUCGUUUGUUUGUUCUUUUGUAAAUCAUUCUCCUUAAUUAAAUUCGUAUGGCGU
This is a messenger RNA of Lotus japonicus, 472 nucleotides long. RefSeq lists its product as uncharacterized. The coding region runs from base 73 to 441 and encodes 122 amino acids. NCBI's taxonomy places the organism in Eukaryota, Viridiplantae, Streptophyta, Magnoliopsida, Fabales, Fabaceae. The transcript has 3 exons. The record is from RefSeq and is a predicted model, not a curated record.